AUGGUACCAGUUAGCGGAUGGGACGCUUUGGAUAGAACCCUCCGAGAGCACUAUGAUCAAAGCCCCACGAUAGUACUGCUAAACUGUGGCGGCAAUCGUCCCUUGCAAGACAUGCAGAUUCCCGAAGGCAGUAAAGUGUUCGUAAUCGACUCAAGGCGACCGUUCCAUCAUGAGAACAUUUUCGAAGGAGAACAGAUUAUGAUCCUUGUAGAUAGUGCUGAAGUCCCAAAGCUGAACAUACCAGAGAUGUCAUCUGUAAUGGAAGAUGACGAGUCUGAAGAAUCGGAAGAAGAUGACGAAGAUGAGAACGGUGAGGGACCAACAAGAAUGCAAAAAGUCGAACGAAGGCUUCUUAAGAAAGGUGAGGAGGCAAAAAAGCAAUGGUUAAAACGGCGAAAGAACAUAUUGUGGAAGUACUACGAGAACGCAUGGUAUUCAGUAUCGAUAACUAUAGAAGCGUACCAUGACGUAUGCAUUGAUCGGAUGCGACCGUUCAUUCAGCGGUUUUCUCCUCGUAACUCGGGAGCGAAGGCUGAUGAUCUGCUACGGGUCUCUUUUGAGAAGGAGCUUCCUUUAGCGAUGUAUUCCCACUGGUCAUUGUAUCGUGCUAUGAAUGUUAAUGAACACUUUGCAUGUAAAACCCGAAAUUGGACUCAAAAGGGCGAUUCCGAAGUGAAACAUUUGCUGGCGCACCUUGGCUUAACAUUGAAUGAGACUCGACAAAAGUUCGAGGCGAUGAAUUCGGUACGACGAAAAGAGGUUAUUCAAGUACUAGAGAAAGAGAUGGCGCCUUCGUUUGCCUCAUUCAUAGCUCACUUCGGCUAUUCGAGUCGAGUAUGCGCAGCUGAUGUUGCGAGAGGAUUAGCGGCAAGAUUAGAAUCACCUCGACGAAUACCUCUGGUUGAACGAUUUGAGUGUGCUCGUGGUAUUUUGCGGUGUUUCAUGAAAUCCCAUCAAGAUUAUGGUCCAUUGGUCAAAUGUUUCGACCUCUAUAAGAUCGGUCUCGAAUCUGUGUGGUCCUUAGUAGCAGCUGCAGUGAAUCAACAGGAAAUUCUGCCAAUAGGACCAUUUUUUCUUCACACAUCUACAAAUCCCUGUGAUGAAGUAAUGGACUCACGACAUUUCAUAUUUCUUUUCACGACCUUUUUGCAACGAGCAUUCUGCUCAGUACGGCGAAGUCGUGAUAGGACCACAAAGCCAUUUGUAGUGAGUUUGGCGCUGUCAGGAGACAUGCAAGGAUGGCAUUUGGUAACCGGUGUGAUGCCUCUGGAUACUGUAUAUACAGAUGCACAAUUAAUGAGUUUCAUGGGCCGAGCAUUUGAGCGAGCUGCUGAGCAAGCACAUUUAGAUGUACGAAGAGAUAAUUUUGAUCCUAACGUAGUCUUGGUGCGAUCAGAAGACCGUUCACGUUUCUUCGACUUGUUACAAGCCGUUAUGGAAAUCGAAUCAUAA
This is a messenger RNA of Cooperia oncophora, 1452 nucleotides long. Lineage: Eukaryota; Metazoa; Nematoda; Chromadorea; Rhabditida; Trichostrongylidae. The record is from the annotation of a GenBank genome assembly.